UUUUUUUUUUAAGAAAACAUGACAAGUAAAAAUAAUUCAUUCAUUCCAUUUGCCAUCAUUUCUGGUAUUUUCGCAGCUUUAUCGUCUGUCUUUGCAAAGCUCUUUUCAGAUGAACGAACAGCCUAUUUUCAUGCGUACAUUUCCAGUGCAUUCUACAUUCUCCCUGAAAAGCUAUCGUUAUUGGUAGUAAGAGGAAUAUGUUUCAUUUUAAUAUUUGUCUGUAACUCAGUUAUGUGGACUACAUUUACAAAAGCACUUAAUGUAGCACCAUCAUCUAUACAAGUAUCUAUAGUUAAUGGAGCUAUUAACUUUAGUACUUCUGCUAUACUAGGACAUUUAGUAUUUCGUGAGCCGUUAACAUUAAAAUGGUGGUUAGGGGCUAGUUUUAUAUUAUCUGGAACUGUCUUAUUGUCGCAAUCCCAAAAAAGACUGGAACAAGACAACCAGAACAAAAAAAUAGAAUAAAGAUUUAUUAUUUGAGUAGGAGAUGAGCAUAUGCUAAUUCUUGAUAAAAGGACAAUGAUAAGAAGGGACAGCUAAAGAUUCAAUGUGUACUAAGACCGAAUAAAAAAG
This is a messenger RNA of Cokeromyces recurvatus, 573 nucleotides long. RefSeq lists its product as uncharacterized. NCBI's taxonomy places the organism in Eukaryota, Fungi, Mucoromycota, Mucoromycetes, Mucorales, Mucoraceae. The record is from RefSeq and is a predicted model, not a curated record. The coding region runs from base 19 to 465 and encodes 148 amino acids. The transcript has 3 exons.